Rhea pennata is the source of this 932-nucleotide messenger RNA. RefSeq names its product meiotic nuclear divisions 1 (gene MND1). The coding region runs from base 264 to 836 and encodes 190 amino acids. Gene Ontology annotation, molecular function: double-stranded DNA binding. Gene Ontology annotation, cellular component: nucleus. The record is from RefSeq and is a predicted model, not a curated record. Gene Ontology annotation, biological process: reciprocal meiotic recombination. The transcript is spliced from 8 exons. Lineage: Eukaryota; Metazoa; Chordata; Aves; Rheiformes; Rheidae.
UCCAUGGAGUUAACUAUCCCAUAGUUUUGCUGACAGUUCAUAUGAACAAUCCCUGAUUUGCACCAGACAAUCAUCUCAGUGAACUGGAAGAGUCAAUGUAGCUUUUGAGGACAGAUGUUCUCUCCAGGCCCCAGCAGUUCUGGUGGAACGGCUAAUAAUGAGCUCAUUACUAUCUCCACUUGAACGUCACUGACUCUCAGGUCUGUGGCUGAGCUGUGCAUUCCAAGAAAAAAGGACUAAGCUUUGAAGAGAAGAGAGUUCGCAUGAUGGAGAUCUUUUUUGAAACAAAAGAUGUGUUCCAGUUGAAGGAUAUAGAGAAGAUUGCUCCAAAAGAAAAAGGGAUUACAUCCAUGUCAGUGAAAGAGAUUCUGCAAAGUUUAGUUGAUGAUGGCAUGGUGGACACUGAUAGAAUUGGAACUUCCAAUUAUUUCUGGGCUUUUCCAAGUAAAGCUCUUCAUGCCAGGAAGCGUAAACUGGAAGAACUGCAGUCACAGUUGGCUGAAAGCAGUCAGAAAAAAGAGUCUUUACAAAAAAGCAUUGAGAAAUCCAAAAUUGGACGUGAAGAUACUGCAGAACGUGCAGCUCUAAUAGAGGAACUUGCAGCUCUCCGGCAGAAAAAAGAGCGACUAAAGGCAGAAAUAGAUAAAUAUAGAGAGUGUGAUCCAGAUGUGGUUGAAGAAAUGCGCCAAACAAACAAAGUAGCCAAGGAGGCAGCCAAUAGAUGGACUGAUAACAUCUUUUCAAUAAAGUCCUGGGCCAAGCGUAAAUUUGGAUUUGAAGAGAGCAGAAUUGACAAAAGUUUUGGAAUCCCAGAAGAUUUCGAUUACAUUGAUUAAUGUUCAGCAGUUGAUUGCUGACACAAUUGUACAUAGUUUAUUAAAUAUUGCUUAGUUGGCAUUUAUACGUAUAUCUGAAUCCUCACCAAACAAACU